Molecule: messenger RNA, 1587 nt
Organism: Zasmidium cellare ATCC 36951
Lineage: Eukaryota; Fungi; Ascomycota; Dothideomycetes; Mycosphaerellales; Mycosphaerellaceae
Exons: 3
Coding region: 1-1587 (528 amino acids)
Molecular function (GO): heme binding; iron ion binding; oxidoreductase activity, acting on paired donors, with incorporation or reduction of molecular oxygen
Source: RefSeq, a predicted model, not a curated record
AUGGCUUUCUCUUCGCUCCUCCUCGUGGUUGCUGCUGCGUUUGUGCUAGGCCUGGUCGCUAUAUCGAGCAGCAAACGGACUCAACCGAAAGAGGGCAGCAGAUAUCCACCAGGACCUCCAGGAAAACCUCUGGUUGGCAAUCUACCAGACAUUCCUCCUAAACACUCGUGGCUGAAAUUCAAAGAAUGGUCAGAUCAGUAUGGACCGAUAAUGCGCUUGAACAUCGCCGGGAGACAACAUUAUGUUGCAUCGACGGAGAAGGUCGCGAAUGACCUUCUGCGAGAGCGUGGGGGCAUUUAUUCGAGUCGAGAGCAACUGCCAGCUGCUGUACAGUUGCUGUCGAGGUGUUUGCGGCCUUUGUUCUGGCCUUACAAUGACACAUGGCGAGAUGGCCGAAAGUUGAUGCAUCAAGUCUCGAAUAGCACCAUCGUUGGCAACUACCAGCCUACCCAAAUCCUCGAAUCCGCACGGAUGCUCCGAGAUCUGAUCAAAGAUCCCGCGAACUACGAACACUGGUUUGAGCGAUAUUCUGCGGGCAUUAUAUUCCGACUUGCGUUUGGUAAAUUCCUUCAGACCGGUCAUGAGCAGUCCGUGCAUGAUGUGAUCAAUGUCGUUCAUACCGUCGAGCGGGUUGCUUCCCCUGGAGCUUAUCUCGUCGAUACAUUUCCCAGCAUGUUGAACUUGCCACAGGCAAUCGCGCCGUUCAAGCGAGAGCUUACUUGGCUACAUGAUCGAGAGCUGAAGUUGUUCAGGAAGCUAUUGAAUGAUGUCAAGGACGAGAUGCGAGCUGGCACGGCCCCUGAAUGCUGGGAGAAAGAUUACCUUGAGAGGAAGGCAGAGUUCCCUCACCUGACCGAGGACGAAGCCGCGUACGUGGUCGGAACGUUAUUUGAGGCUGGAGCAGGCACGACUGCAGCGGCGAUGAUGUCCUUCAUGCUUGCAAUGGUGCUCCAUACUGAAUGGUUCACCAAACUCCAGAAAGAAAUCGACUCGGUAUGCGGUAGCGACCGCCUACCCACACUUGACGACACACCUCGACUCCCAACGAUGCGCGCAGUCGUGAAAGAAGUUCUACGCUGGCAUCCUGUCACCGCAGGUGGUGUGCCGCACUACUCUAUCAAAGAUGAUGUAUAUAAUGGCCUCUUCAUUCCGGCAGGGACCAAUAUUCACGCCAAUCAGUGGGCCAUCCACCGCGAGCCGGGCCUGUAUCCUGACCCUGAGACCUUCAAACCCGAACGCUGGCUUGAGCCAUCAUACCCAACAUAUCGUGAACCACUCACCACCUACCCCAACCUGCACAAUUACUCGGCCUUCGGGUUCGGCAGGAGGAUAUGCCCUGGUCAGAACAUUGCCGAGAGGAGCCUUUACUUGUUGACUGCGAGGAUUGCCUGGGCUUGUGAUGUGAAGAAGGCGAGGAAGGAUGGGGUCCAAGUGGACCCGCCGUUGUAUGACUAUACAAGUGGGUUCAAUGUACAGCCCAAGUGGUUCGCUUUCGACUUGAAGGCAAGGAGUGAUGAGAGGGUAAGAGUUCUAGAGAACGAGAUUGAGAAGAAUGAAAGACAGGACCCUUUGAAGGGGAGAGUGUAG